Gongylonema pulchrum is the source of this 228-nucleotide messenger RNA. NCBI's taxonomy places the organism in Eukaryota, Metazoa, Nematoda, Chromadorea, Rhabditida, Gongylonematidae. The record is from the annotation of a GenBank genome assembly.
AUGGGUGUGGAAGCAGCAACACCGUCGUCAUUCAACGAUUUUCGACCUUUCAAUGGCUUCAACACACCGAUGGUCAAGCAGUAUGCACGAAAUGUGACCAUUUGUGAUACCAGAAAUGUCGCUUUCAACGUAUAUUCCGCCAACAAGCAAAAUUUCGCCGCAAAAACCAGAGCUGUUAAUCAGGUGUUAUCUUCAAUCACUGUUGGACUUCUCAGCAGUAAUUUCUAG